This is a messenger RNA of Eubalaena glacialis (North Atlantic right whale), 4506 nucleotides long. RefSeq names its product NACHT and WD repeat domain containing 1 (gene NWD1). Lineage: Eukaryota; Metazoa; Chordata; Mammalia; Artiodactyla; Balaenidae. The record is from RefSeq and is a predicted model, not a curated record. Gene Ontology annotation, molecular function: protein binding.
AUGCAGAGAGGGAAGCCCUACAGAGCACUGCCUACCGUAGUACAGACCUUCUGCCAGAAGCACGGCCUGAUGUCCGAGGUGGUUGAUCUGAGGUGGGGUAUUCGGAACACCGAGGCCACCAACCACAUGACCACGGAACUCUGCUUGGAGGAGCUUGACUGGUGUCGGAAAACAUCCACAGGGCCAGCUUUUGUUGCCCUCGUAGGUGACCAGUACGGCCCCCGUCCUGUCCCCUCGCUGAUCGAGGAAAAGGAGUGGGAGGCGCUGAAAGCUCAGCUGAGCGCCAGGCCACGUGACCUGGAGCUGGUGGCACGACGCUUCCGGACAGACGAGAACGCCGUGCCCCCCACCUACCUGCUGCAGACCCUGGGCAGCAGGGAGGCCCGUGGGCCCGAGGAGGCCACCCUGACCUCUGCACUGCGCUCUGGAGCCCGGGAGGCCCGCAGGCUGGGCCUCAUCACCCAGGAGAAGUGGCACCGCUACCACCGGUCAGUCAUUGAGGGGGAAAUAGAACGGGGCCUGCUGAGCUCAACAGACGGGGACCAGGGGGCGACCGUCUUCCUGAGAGAUAUCCAAGACCUCAACAAACACAUCCUGGAGGUCUGUGCCCUCAAGAUGGUGGACCAGCUUGCAGCCGGUUGCCUGGACACAGACGCCCAGAACCUUCUCAGCAGCCUCCAGGAGCGCAUCGCUGACAUGGAGCCCGGAGUUCUCAAGGCCCACCACCUGACAUGGAGCCGAGACCUGGUGGACCCCCCAAACAAGGCUCAUGGCCGGUACCCGAAGGAGCUGGGGGAGCAGUUUGUGGCCAGGGCUAACCAUCAGGUCCUCGAGUGCCUCCAGAAACUGGAGGCAGGCAGGCAGGAGUUGGCAUGGCUCUAUCAGGAGAUCCGCCACCACCUGGGGCUCAGUGCCGAGGCCCCCCGGACCUUCUGUGGGUGCCAAGAGCUCGUAACCCAGCUGGGGCAGCGGCUCCAGCAGAGCGACGGCCACCCCCACCCACCCCUGGUGCUUUUUGGACCCCCGGGCAUUGGAAAGACUGCUCUGAUGUGCAAGCUGGCUGAGCAAAUGCCAGGGCUGCUUGGCCACAAGACAAUGACCGUUCUACGGCUUCUGGGGACGUCACAGAUGAGCUCCGAUGCCCGAGGCCUGCUCCAGAGCAUCAGCUUCCAGGUGUGCCUGGCCUACGGGCUACCCCUGCCCCCUGCCCAGGUCUUGGAGGCCCAUACCAGGGUGGUCCAGUUUUUCCACACCCUCCCCCACACCGUCUCCUGCCGAAACUUUGAGUCCCUCGUGAUCCUGCUGGAUUCAGUGGAUGAGGUAGACUCUGUCCACCGUGCUCGGAGGGUCCCCCGGCUGCCUCCCAAGUGCCCCCCAAGGGUCCACCUCAUCCUCUCGGUCUGCUCAGGACAGCGGGGGGUUUUAGACACUAUGCGGCAGGUGCUCAUGGACCCAGGUGCUUACUGGGAGGUGAAACCCCUCUCUGGAAACCAAGGGCAGGAGAUGGUUCAGCUCCUCCUGGCCGCCUCGAGGAGGACACUCAGCCUGAUGCAGAGGGACCUGCUCUGGGCCAGCCUCCCGGAGUGUGGGCACCUGGGGCGGCUGAAGCUAGCCUUCGAGGAGGCCCGGAAAUGGGCCUCCACUGCUAAGGAAGCGAUGCACCAGCUGUGUGCCCGCCUGGAGCAGACACAUGGGCAUCUCCUGGUGGCCCGAGUGCUGGGCUACAUUGUGUCUUCCCGACAGCUGGCCGAGGUGGUCCGAGAGCGUUACCUGUCCUGGCCCGAGAAAGCCAAGGGUCACGGAGUCUUGGCCGACUUCUUCUCAGGGACCUGGAGCCAGGGGACCAAGAAACUCAUCACCCUGCCACUUGUGGGGAAACCCCUGAACCUGGACUGCAAGGUGGCCCCUCAGCCCCUGUGGUUCUCAGACACGGUUGCAAACCUGCGGAAGCUGAAGGAGUUACCCUACCACCUGGUCCACUCAGGCCGCAUCGAGGAGCUGCAGUGGGAGGUGCUGGGCAGCACGAACUGGAUUUCCUGCCGGGGCAUCUCCGGGGGCAUUGAGGGUCUUUUGGAUGACUUUGACCUGUGUGCCCCUCAUGUGGACUGUCCUGAGGUCAGCCUGGUCCGGGAAGCCCUCCAGCUGUGCUGCCCGGCCGUGGAGCUCCGAGGCAUGGAGAGAAGCAUCCUGUAUACAGAACUCCUGGCCAGACUCUAUUUCUUCGCCACCUCACAUCCGGCGCUGGUGGGACAGCUGUGCCAACAGGCGCAGAGCUGGUUCUGGAUGUGCCCACACCCUGUGCUGGUGCCCCUCGGAGGAUUCCUCCAGCCCCCGGGAGGACCCCUCCGGGCAACCCUCACCAGCUGUCACAAAGGCAUCACUGCCAUGGCAUGGAGCCUGGAAGAGAAGCUGCUGGUGGUUGGCACCCAGGAGGGCAUGGUAGCUGUGUGGGAUAUGGAAGAACAGCAGGUGAUCCACAUCCUACCUGGACACACAGGAGAGGUGAGGUGUGUGAAAGUGUUUGCCAAAGGAUCGGUUGCCAUCUCUACCUCGAAGGAUCACACCCUGUGCUUGUGGAACUUACUCUCUGGCCAGGAGAAAUUCACCAUUUGGGAUGGAGCCUCAAAAGAUCCCACUGAACCUCAGAUCUCGAGCCUUCAUGUGGAUGAAGCAAAGAAGGUUGUGUAUUCAGCAUCUAGCUCAAAGGUCAAUGCUUGGAAUUUGGAAACUGAAGAGCUGAUUUUCCGUAUCCUGGGGGAUGCCUCUGACCCCUGGGUGUGCACGGCAGUGCUGGCUUCCAGGGCCACACUGCUGACGGUGUCGCAGGGUGGCGUGGUCAGUCUGUGGAGUUCAGCCACAGGAACACUGCAAAGGAAGCAACAUUUGUCCAGCAUCAAAGAAGAAACAGUUACCUGUGGGGUCUCAGUCCAGAAACAAAGAAAGAUGGUGACUGGGUCCAGCAAGGGCUCCAUCUCUUUGGUUUCCUCCGAAGGAGACAGCCUGCUGGAGAAGUUUCCAGAAGCCUCAGUUUCCCACACAUAUGUUUCAUCCAUAACAUCCUUCCAUGGUAUCCACUUGAAUGAGGUCAUGCUAACCCAGCACCCACACCCACACCUGAGCUGUUUUGGAAGAUCCAUGCGGAUAUUCUUGGCAGACUCACAGGGGUUUCAUCGAUUCAUGGUCACCGACCUUGAACAUGAAGACACGGUGGAGACGGCCAUUUUUGGUCCUGAAAACAAUCUGAUUGUCACUGGGUCCCGGGAUGCACUCAUUCAGGUGUGGAGUCUGUCAGAGCAGGGGAGUCUGCUAGAGGUCUUGGAAGGUGUCGGGACCCCCGUGAGCCUGCUGGCCCGGGGUGGGCCAUUGGUGGCAUCUGCUUCCCAUCAGUCCUCAUCUUUUAAAGUCUGGGAUCUCACCUAUGCUCAGAAGCCAAGGGCCUCUACCCCGUUUCUAGACCACACUGGCCUCACUGCAGUGUCACACAAUGGAAGCUAUGUUUACUUCCCUAAUGGGAACAAAAACAAAGUCACCAUCUGGGACUUGGCAGAAGGCAAGGAGCAAGAUGCCCUGGACACCUCUAAUGAAGUCAGGUGUCUGGAGGUCGCUGAGCAGGCCAAUCUCCUUUUCACUGGCCUUGUUUCGGGGAUCAUCCUGGUGUUCCCACUGAAUUCCAGACAGGUUGUGAUGUGCAUCCCUCCUCCAGAAGCCCAGAAAGCCAUCAACUGCAUGGCCCUUAGUAAGGACGAGGGGCACCUGGCCAUCGCCUAUGACUACAUCGUCCUGGUGCUGGACAUCAGCCCCGGGGACCCCUGUCCAGUCAUCGACAGGCCAACCUACACCUUCCUACAGCUGCCUGACACCAUAGCAAGCGUGGCUGUUCUGGCCGACUACCGCGUGAUCUAUGGCAUGACCAACGGAGACCUCUUCCUUUACGAAUGUGCGAAUUCCAAGGUGUUCCCUCUGGAGGCCCACGGGAGCCGAGUCACCUGUGUGGAGGUCAGCCACAAAGAGCAGCUGGCAGUCAGUGGGUCCGAGGAAGCCCUGCUGUGUCUCUGGGACCUUCAGGCGUGCAAGUGGAAAUUUGAGAUGAGCUACACGAAUUCUUACUGUAGAGGAGUCCAACGUGCUUGCUUCUCCAAGGAUGACAAUUACGUCUACGCAGGAUUGAAAGAUCGCUCUAUAAUCGUCUGGAGUGUGCUGGAUGGCACACUGCUGGCCAUCCAGUUUGUCCAUGCCGUGGUGAACAGAAUCAUUCCAACCUCCAAUGGCUUCAUUGCCCCCACCAGACAUGGUUAUCUCAUCCGUGAACGUUUCCAGUGCCCUUCAUCAAGAAUCUCACAACAGGACCCUCUCAAGAACUUCAAAAAAGCAGUGUGGAUGGUAAAAUCCAGGCAGAGAGAAGAGCUGGCUGCUGCUGCAAGAGCAUUCCAGGACUCGAGAUCAGGGAGUGCCCAGGGAAACGAAUCUAAAUCAAACAAAUGCUCACAAGUCUGCCUGCUAGUGUAA